CGUGCGCACCGCCGCGUCCCCAGCCGGACAAUGGCGUCGGUCGGGGCGCGGAGGCGGAGCCGCGCGUGCGCCCUGGCGAGCCCCUCCUCCGGCCAAUCCGCGCCACCGGCACCACCGAGGGGGCGGGACGGCGCGUGCGCAGUACGGAGCGGCGCGCUGGGACGGGGCGUGGGCGCUCGCGGUCCAUCAGUCAGGUCGAGUCGCUCGGUCCUGUCAGGUCGCUCGGGGAGCGGCGGCGAUGGGCGCCGGGCGCGCCGGGGCGCCGCGGCUGCUGCUUCCGCCUCCGCCUCCCACGCCCGCCUGAGAGACAUGGACGACGAGCCUCCGCCGCCGCCCGGAGCCGCCUCCGGAGCAGGACGGAGGACGCCGGGAACCCCCAGGCCGCCCCCGCCGCCCCCGCCCCCGCCGCCCCCUCCGCCGCCUCAGAACGGUUUCUACCGGGAGCCACCUACUGAACACGACCCGCCUCCCACUACGGAUGUUGAACCGAUGAACUCCCCUUCCUCUGUGCUCCCCUUGAACGCCAGCAGCGACCGGGCAGAGCAGCGCACCUGCCUGAUUUGCGGCGACCGCGCCACCGGCCUCCACUACGGCAUCAUCUCCUGCGAGGGCUGCAAGGGCUUCUUCAAGCGCAGCAUCUGCAACAAGAGGGUCUACCGGUGCAGCCGCGACAAGAACUGCGUCAUGUCCCGCAAGCAGCGCAACCGCUGCCAGUACUGCCGCCUGCUCAAGUGCCUGCAGAUGGGCAUGAAUCGGAAAGCAAUUCGCGAAGAUGGCAUGCCCGGAGGCAGGAACAAGAGCAUCGGACCUGUCCAGAUCUCUGAGGAGGAGAUCGAGAGAAUCAUGUCCGGGCAGGAAUUCGAAGGCGAGGCCAACAUCUCGUGGAGCAACAACGGAGACAGCGACAACAGCUCCCCCGGAAACGGGGUCUCGGAGAGCAACCAGCCCUCGCCCGUCUCAACGCCGUCGUCAAGCAGAUCUGUUGAGCUGAACGGAUUUGCCGCACUCAGGGAUCCAUACCUGGGGGGCCCAGGGCCCGCCCCCUACCAAUACCUCCCGCACCUUCAGAGCUGCCCGGCGCACUCGGCCCUGCUGCCCCCGCCCCCUCGGAGCCUCGACCCCCAGGCCUCCGCUCUCCUCAUCAGCCAGCUGGUCUCGGCCGAGGACCUGGACCCCCUCGGCACCCCCAUGCUCAUCGAAGACGGGUACAAAGUGACCCAGUCGGAGCUCUUUGCGCUGCUGUGCCGCCUGGCCGACGAGCUCCUUUUCCGCCAGAUCGCCUGGGUCAAGAAGUUGCCCUUCUUUGGCGAGCUAUCCAUCAAGGACUACACCUGUCUCCUGGGCUCCACCUGGCAGGAGCUGGCCCUACUCUCCUCACUGACCGUCUAUGGCCACCAGAUUUUCGGAGACCUGGCUGACGUCACCGCCAAGUACUCCCCGUCCGACGAGGAGCUCCACAGGUUCAGCGAAGAAGGGAUGGAGGUGAUGGAACGGCUUAUCUACCUCUACCGCAAGUUUGGCCAGCUCAAGAUCGGCAAGGAGGAAUACGCCUGCAUGAAAGCCAUCAAUUUCCUCAACCAAGAUAUCCGAGGCCUGACAAACACCUCCCAGCUGGAGCAGCUGAACAAGAGGUGUUGGUAUGUCUGCCAAGAUUUCAUGGAGUUCAAGUAUCCGCACCAGCCGAACCGGUUCCCAGAUCUGAUGAUGUGUUUGCCGGAGAUCCGAUACAUUGCAGGGAAAAUGGUGAACGUCCCGUUGGAGCAGCUGCCUCUCCUCUUUAAGGCUGUUCUGCACUCCUGCAAGGCCAGCGUGAGCAAAGAGUGAGCAGCCGCUUCUUCCCCCCUCCCUCAGGAGUAAGAGGAGGAGGAGGAGGAGGAGGAGGCACAUGCAAUUGAUGGAAUGGCUGCAGCUGGGCAGUGGGUAGCCUUGCUGUUGCGGCAGGAAUCUUUGUGGGGUUGGUUGCUUGGUUUCCUCUAUUUUUCUUGUUCUUUUUACUAUUUUCCUAUGAUAUUUAUUUCACGACAAAGUUGAAUGUAUGAUCUUCAACCCCGUGCACAGCAUUCCGUCCGAAUGCAGCCAUUGAGUCCUCUCACAGUUUACAGAAUGUGAAGAUGUUUGUUAACAGUGUUUUUUAGGGUUAGACCUCUUUUUUUUUACCAGGGCUGGAGGCUGGGGCCGAUGACUUAAGACUACCUCAAGGAGAAGGUGCUGGGCUCCUCUCUUUCUGUGGGACCUGCACCCAAAGUGUUUGUUCUGUUGGGGCAGUCGGCCAUUCCUUGGAGGCCGGAAUCUGCUCUCCCCUAGAGAAGUGCCAAGUGCUGUGGCUGCCCCCCUCCCCCCCCCCUUCUCAAUUGGCUGCCCACAGAGCACCUCAGAUACACACCCCACCUGCUUGAGGUCCCUCUUGGCACUCCUGACCCAGCAGCCAUUAACCCCUCACUUUACCACAAAAACGCAAGGUUGCAAGGAUGAUGGCUGAGUCUCAGUGGGUGAGAUGGCAGCCCCUUCCUCGCGCAGUCUGAGGGGUCUGCUCUAGACUUUCCCUCGCCCUGCCCACCACCUGCGAAAGAAAGCUGGGACAAGCAGGGAGCUCUACAGCUCUGUGGCCUUUGAAGGGGAAAUGAGUUUCCGGGUUCCCUCUGGACACCCCUUCAGACUGUCAUUCUUAGCCCUUGGAAAGGGGCCCUCGCAAGACUCUCCAGGUUGUGACUGGUCUUUGCGUGGUGGGAGACUCUCUCCCCUGCUCACACUCAGUGGGCUCUCCAGUUCCCAGAGGCCCCUCCUCCUCCUCCACCCACGUCACACUCCUUCUUAGCUCCAUGCUUCACAGAUGCUCACAGCAAGAGAGGCUUCUCUGCGAGUGUCUUCUUCUAAGGCCUUCAGGCGGCGGGUGGGAGCCCCACACACUGGCUAAUGGCCGCAGUUGGCAGACACAAUCAGUGGCUGGAAAGGAAUGACCUGAAUUAGCCCAUCUCACCUGUUCAGCCCGUCUCAUAAGCACACGCAGAGGCAGUCCCAGUGUUGCUGCCGCUGCCAGCGCCCCCCAACCUUGCUUUUUGCUGCACCCCACUGCACCCUGUUUACAUUUGGAGGCUUGGCAUAUUUCUAGGGGAGAUCCUGAUACAGGUUGGCCUGGGAAGCGCAAGUGGGAAAUGCGACUGAGCAUCAGGGAAACUCACAGGCCCCUCCCCACUGCCAGCCCAGAGCUCCUUUGGACCAUUGGCAUUUGCUUUGUGGGUGGGGGGGAAUGUCACCCACAGGGCUCGCUCUCUUUGCUUAACUUCCCCACACUCAACGCUGCUGUUGCUGAUACCAGCAAGGAGAAACGGGUAAAUGGCCCUGCUGUGGCCAGCGCUCUGUGGCUUUUUGUGCGUCACAGACUGGUGUCACUGCCCUUUUGCUUUUCCCAUUGGUCCAAGUAGCAUUUGUAACCCCCCCUCCCCGCCACUUUGGAAAGCCUUCUGCUUCGACACGAUAUACCUCAAGGGGUGGGGGGGCGUGCAAGUGCUGCGUUCCCUAUCUGCCCUUCUGUCUGUCUGCCUGUAUGUUGUCUGUGUCGCAAAAUUAGAAAGUGCUGCCUGCCAGGACAUUGGUGUUAUUUUUGUGUUUUGUGUUUUGUUUUGUUUGGGGGGGGGAGCUGUCCACAAUACCUCUGAUUGACCCAUUCAUUACCUUCUGGUUUGCUCCUUUUACUUAGCAGGGAUUCUAUACAUUGCACAAGACUGCGGAGUCUAGCCCAUCACUCGACAUUUCAUAGAAACCUCACAGAUCUGUGGCCAUGGGAUUUUUCAGGACCCCUCUGCUGUCCCCACACCCCCUCCCCUCCUGCAUAUUUCAAAGGUGACUUGACUCAGGAAGGAGAGAGGCAUUGCAGCCUGUGCAGGAGGGGGGGGUGGCUGUGUGAGAGGACGCUUUGCUGGCCAUUGUGUAAGCCCCCCCCCCCCCCAUUUUGCCUCCGCAUUCACAGCAUCCCUUCGGUGACACACAAAAGCCUCUGUUUAUCUCUGGGAGCAGGGAGAGCCAGGCUGAAUCCGGGCGCAAGCCAAAGGCUAAUGCAGUGAGCCAGAAGGUAACUCAUUGGGCUGUCGUUAAUGCCUCCCGCAACCAAGCCCGCUGACGGCUUAUUUGGUUUUGAAACAGGGUAAAGUGAAUGUAAUGCUUUGCGGACUCAGGUAUUAUGUGAAGAAAAUAGGAACUGUAGCUUAGAGACGUAGGGACCGUAGGUCACUCACUUAGAUGGAUUUGUGAAUUUGGUUUGAAGGACGCUGUACAAAGGUUGGAAUUCUCUUUCUGUGCGGUCUUUUGUUCAAUGGUCAUUUUGCAAAAACAAAAGGGGGAACUGUAUAAUAACGUGCUUAAUGCUGUGCGGGAGAGGAGGGGGAGAGGAGAGCUCUGCUAUUUCUGCUUUCUCCGCUGCUGGGGCCCAGCAGCCCACCUGCCACAGGGAGAUCCCUGCUGCAGUUUCUCUGGGCUUUUUUUUUAGCAUGAUUUGAUUGGUUGAGUUUAUUUGUUUGCUGCUUUUCCACAGUGAACUGAGCCCAAAGCAGCCUACAGUAUACCAAAUAUACUGAAAUAAAGAGCAUGUCAGUAAAAAACCCCAAAAUGACAAUAGUCCCAGCAAUUUGGCAAACACAGAAUAAAUUCAAUUUUAACCCCCCCC
This is a messenger RNA of Podarcis raffonei (Aeolian wall lizard), 4660 nucleotides long. RefSeq names its product nuclear receptor subfamily 6 group A member 1 (gene NR6A1). Gene Ontology annotation, molecular function: DNA-binding transcription factor activity; sequence-specific DNA binding; zinc ion binding. NCBI's taxonomy places the organism in Eukaryota, Metazoa, Chordata, Lepidosauria, Squamata, Lacertidae. The record is from RefSeq and is a predicted model, not a curated record. Gene Ontology annotation, biological process: regulation of DNA-templated transcription. The transcript has 11 exons. Bases 31 to 1824 code for a protein of 597 amino acids.